AUGGCAUUGCCCUACCCAUUCAGUGUUGUCUGGCCCAACAUCACCUUCCAGCUACAAAGUCCCAGCAUGUUGUUGCUGCUCCUGUUUGGCUUUUUGCUGCCCUUAGCCCCUUGUGCUGAUGGCCUGGGGGAUCAGGAUCUCUUGGAGCGUGUGACCUGCCAUGAGGAUGGGAUGGAAGUUGAGUUUUCUGGAGAGCUUGGCAACUACUCCUGGCAUGUGCAUGUUGUUGAUGCGAGUGGUGAGGAGAUUGUGUCCUGUGACCCCACUGUCUAUUAUGAGAAGCUGUUGCUUUUUGUCCCAUUUGUCAACUGCACUAGCCUGGAGCAUGGUCAGUACCAGCUAAGAUUGAAGCUGCUGGUGAAUGACACUAUGGGAGAGGAGAAGAACAUAACCUACAGCACCCACUGUGAUAGUGUUCAUGCAGAUGAAAUCGUUACUCCUUUCUUCGCUGGUGCAACAAUCGUUACUCCUUUCUUUGCUGGUGCAACAAACUGUACAAAAGACUUGAUGGCAGUUACUUUCCCAAGACUUAUUCCAAGCUUCAGUGAUGAGCAUGUGGUUCCAGCAACUCCAAUGACCUGGACUCUGUCAAUUGAUGAUGGAACCAGAACACAUCAGCUGAGCCUUGGGCAAGCCAUGCAGCAAGGCUAUAAUCUUCUAGCUGAUGGCCACAACCUGACCCUUCAGGUGGCUUUUACUGCUGCUGGAGUUGUCUCCUACAAGCACAACGAUAAGGUGCUCUAUACUGUAGCACUCAAGCUCAUGUAUGGCCCCCCUGAACAUGGCCUGGCUGUGGAGUCAAGAAUGAUUUGUGCACCAGGUCCAGCAAUCUGUAAUGCAACGCACAUGACUGUUGCCAUCCCAGCCUUCCCGGGGACCCUUACAGCUGUUGGUGUAGAGGAUAAUACCAUUCCAAUGGACCAGCUCCAGAAAAAUGGGAUUAGUCUAGACACAGGGAGAGGGGUCAAGCUACAUAUUAACAGAGGAGUCUUGAAGUCCAGGCGACGUGAGGGGAGCUGCUCAGGACUUCAGUCCUACAUGUCCUCUCUGAAACUGUCUUUUCACUUCCAUGGGGAGACUGUGGCAAUGGUGAUGCACCCAGAGUGCCCCUGUGACCAGCAGGCACCAAUAGCUGCUGUGUGCACCCAGGAUGGGUACAUGGAUUUUGAAAUCCUUGCUGACAGUACUACACCACUGCUAGAUUUGGAUAUGCUUAGGCUCAGAGAUCCUGCGUGCCGGCCAGCCUUCAAGUCUUCUUUGAAUGACAGGGUUUGGUUUCAUGUCCCACUGAAUGGAUGUGGGACCAGGUUUUGGUUUGAUGGAGAGAAGAUUGUUUAUGAGAAUGAGGUGAGGGCAUCAUGGGCAGACUUCCCGCUGCGCAGGAUCUCAAGGGACAGUGAACUUAGGCUAACAGUUCUGUGCUCCUUCAGCAAUGGUGAUGCUUCCCUCACUAUAAGGGCAGAUGACCUUCCUCCUCUGGCUUCUUCAGUGAACCAGGGUCCCCUCUCCUUGGUUCUUCUAAGUUACCCAGAGGACUCAUACAGGCAACCAUACCGUGAUGAUCAAUACCCAAUUGUGAGGUACCUACAGCAGCCCAUCUUCCUGGAAGUUCAGGUCCUGAACCGCAAUGAUCCCAAUCUCCAUCUGGUAUUGGAUGACUGUUGGGCAACGGCUUCACAAAAUCCAAGUUCGCUUCCUCAGUGGAAUAUUGUUGUUGACGGGUGUGCAUAUGACCUGGACAGCUACAGGACAGUGUUCCAUCCUGUGGGGCAUGGUGUCAGCUAUGCCAACUAUCGUCAAAGGCUGGAAGUGAAGACUUUUGCCUUUGUCUCUGGUGACAAAGCCCUCCCUGGCCUAGUGUACUUCCACUGCAGUGUUCUGAUCUGUGACCGUUUUCAACCAGACUCCCCACUGUGUGUGUCAAGAUGCCCUAGGCCAUCUAGAAGCAAGCGAGGGAGUGGGAUGCCAGGUGUAAACACAGCAGUGGUGAGCUUGCAGGGUCCUGUUCUGCUCGUGCCGGAAGGAUGGUCUGCAACCCAAGGGACUGCUUUCUUGAGCAAGGAGGCAUGGACUGUCAUUACAAUGACUGCUGUUGGUAUUCUUUCUGUGGCGGCCACAAUGCUACUAUUUUUGGCUUUUCUUAAAUGCCUAAAGAGAAGAGCAUCCAUGGUAAACAUGGUAUGUUAGUGUAUUGUUUUUUACAAAUAAACUUGGAGUGGAAACGUGACUGUAAAAGUCUCCUGGAUGAGUUGUGUAGCUGUGGAGUUGUUGCUGGGUAACAUUUGAAGUAGUAGACUGGACAAAGAUGACAUGUGGCUCACUGAGCAGUGAUGCUGCUCUCAAUAUUGGUAGUUUCAGUGAGAGCACUGAGCAGAACUAGAACAGAAGCUCUUAAAAGACAAAGCCUCUUGGAUAAGACUCAAGUGACAAUGACAGUUUCCCCUAUCCUGGAUAGUUUCUUCAGCUUCUUAAAUCAUGUUAUAGGAUGACUGACAGGGUAUAAUUAACUCUUAAUACUGUGAGAACUGGCUUCUUAAUACAAGAUCCCAUAGAGUUCUCCUGCCUUUUCCUAGGAUUGUAGAAAAGGAUAUAACUGAAUAAAAACAGUAG
Falco peregrinus (peregrine falcon) is the source of this 2610-nucleotide messenger RNA. RefSeq names its product zona pellucida glycoprotein 2 (gene ZP2). Gene Ontology annotation, molecular function: structural constituent of egg coat; acrosin binding. Gene Ontology annotation, cellular component: egg coat. NCBI's taxonomy places the organism in Eukaryota, Metazoa, Chordata, Aves, Falconiformes, Falconidae. Gene Ontology annotation, biological process: binding of sperm to zona pellucida; prevention of polyspermy. The transcript is spliced from 18 exons. The record is from RefSeq and is a predicted model, not a curated record. The coding region runs from base 1 to 2187 and encodes 728 amino acids.